UCCUUGAGCAGUUGAGCGCCUCCACCGCCGCCCCGAUUCGCAAAACCGCUGCGCAAGCCAUCGUCAUCCCUCUCCGGAUCGCCUGGAUUGCCUCGCCGACGCCGCCGCCCUCUAAUCCGCUCCACGCAUAGCCGCUUGCCCCGUCUUUGCGCCGGCCGCUGCUUCAUCCUCUGCCCCCGACUCCCAGCGUUUCGUGUCUCGACUCCUAUAAAAUCUUAUGGACGACAAGGGCAAGGGUAAGGCGAAGAAGGAAACAGAUGGCUCCGCUGCACCUGCUCCUCGAAAGGGGCUUAAAUUCGCACCAAAGAAGCCUCCAAAGAAACCCGCAAAGGUCGUCCCAAAAACGGAACCUGUUGAAGACAUCAAGGAUGAAAUCAUUGAUAAGGAAUUGUUGAUGAAACUUAAGAUAUCACUGAGCACUGAUCCCUUCGGAAGACCACUGAACAUUGUGAAAAAAGAAGAAAUCCAUACGCAGGUUGCAUUUGGGCAAGAGAACUCUCCCUACGCAAGAUCUUUUCCUACACGACAUUAUUCAAAAGCGUCAAAGGCACCAAAAGAAUAUGUCGAUCCAUGGGACUAUACCAAUAGGGAUUAUCCUGUUACUCUCCCUCUUAGGAGGCCUUACUCUGGAGAUCCUGAGAUUCUUGAUGAAGAGGAGUUUGGAGAGUCCUCUGCCAGCAGAGCUCAGGAUGGUGAACUAACCGCAGCAGAAGAACUUGGAUUAAUGGAUCGGUCCGACACACCACCGCUGCUCUUGUUCCUGUUUCCUAAAUCUCUUCCUUUACUAAAGCAAGCACAAUCUGUUGAAGAGCCAAAUACAGGCAACAAGGAUAAUACUGGACCUGCAAGCACAAUCUCUAAGUUGGCACACGAGAAAAUCACUGGCUCUAAGAUCAAUGAUUUGCCAGGAGGUCUCAUGGGAAAGAUACUCGUAUAUAAGAGUGGUAAAGUGAAGAUGAAGAUUGGAGAUGCAUUAUUUGAUGUCUCCCCUGGCGUCAACUGCAAGUUCGUCCAGGAUGUUGCAGCGAUUAACAUCAGAGAAAAUCACUGCUGCACGCUGGGAGAGAUCAGUAAGAACGCAGUUGUAACCCCGGAUGUUGCCCAUCUGCAGGAUUCUGUUAACAGAAUGGAAGAAUAAGCCUAUGUUUGCAAGAGUAGCCUGCGAGCUUUCUUGCCCUUCCUGCCUGUUAGGGUGAGAUUUAUUUCUUGUUAGUAUUGUCAAUCUUUGUGUUUUUAGUUAAAAUUACACUGAACGACAGCUGAAUUGGUCAGUACUCCCUCCGUUCCGUAAUUUUUGUCUCAAAUUUGUCCAAAAACGGACGUAUCUGUUCCUAAAAAAACGUCUAGAUACAUAAAUACAUGUAAUAUUUUGACAAGAAUUAUGAACCUGAGAAGUAUUUCACAAA
Molecule: messenger RNA, 1406 nt
Organism: Brachypodium distachyon (stiff brome)
Lineage: Eukaryota; Viridiplantae; Streptophyta; Magnoliopsida; Poales; Poaceae
Product: DNA-directed RNA polymerase III subunit RPC4
Exons: 10
Coding region: 218-1138 (306 amino acids)
Biological process (GO): transcription by RNA polymerase III
Cellular component (GO): RNA polymerase III complex
Molecular function (GO): DNA binding
Source: RefSeq, a predicted model, not a curated record